Dinoponera quadriceps is the source of this 1899-nucleotide messenger RNA. RefSeq names its product poly(A)-specific ribonuclease PARN-like domain-containing protein 1. Bases 113 to 1744 code for a protein of 543 amino acids. Gene Ontology annotation, molecular function: poly(A)-specific ribonuclease activity; RNA binding. Gene Ontology annotation, cellular component: cytoplasm; endoplasmic reticulum. The transcript has 12 exons. The record is from RefSeq and is a predicted model, not a curated record. Gene Ontology annotation, biological process: nuclear-transcribed mRNA poly(A) tail shortening. Lineage: Eukaryota; Metazoa; Arthropoda; Insecta; Hymenoptera; Formicidae.
CGUGUAGCUAUAAAGAUCAGAAGUUAAGAAGUAUGAUGGCGACCCGCUGUGUAAAGUACGGUGAUAUAAUAGUGAUUAGUCGAAGACGCACGUUUAAAAGAAUAUUUUUAAUAUGAAUGAAGUUACGAGCGAAAACUUUAAAGAGAUAUAUCCACAAUUGGAACGUACAUUGAAGGACGCGAGUUUCAUAGCGAUUGAUACAGAACUUUCAGGUAUCGAUGCUGACAAUAUAAGAAAUAGUUUGUUCGAUUCCAUUGAGGAACGAUAUAACAAAAACAAGAAUAUUAUCCAACCGUACAUAAUAGUGCAGUUUGGUAUUACUGCAUUCCAACGACAACAUGAUAAAAAUGAAUAUAGUGCAAAAAUCUUCAAUUUCUUUCUGUUCCCAAGAUUUAUUCCAUCGAAAAAUAGGCAAUUUCUAUGGAACGUAUCGGCAUUGGAGUUUCUGGCUACGCAUAAGUUUGAUUUCAACAAGCUUGUGUAUCAUGGUAUUUCUUACCUUGAUGAGAAGGACCAAGAAAUCCUACAGCAACAAGUACAACAGGGCUCGUUGUGUCGCAACAUAGAACAACAUUUAUCCUCUAAGGAAGAGGAUGACCUCAAGGAUUACAUUAAUGAAGUAGCACAAUGGUUAAACACUGCUGGUGAAGAAACUAGUUCGUUUAAGAUCAAUACCUGUACUCCAAGCUUGCAGUAUCUCAUACAUAAGGAAUUGAGACGACGUUUUCCGCAUAUUUGGACUCUCUCGGGGAAUAAUUCGAUAACUGUGAUGAAAGUGCAAUCAGAUGUAAGAACAAUUUUGGAAAAGGAAGAAGGUCCCAUUCUGGAGAAUGCAUUGCUGGAAUCAUAUAUAGGCUUUUCAAAAGUGUUCAAUCUCUUGGUUAUUCUGAAAAAACCUAUAGUGGGGCAUAAUGCUUUGUUUGAUUUAAUGUUUAUGUAUCAACAAUUUUAUAGGCCUUUACCACGAAAAUAUAUUGAUUUCAAGAAUAGCAUACAUAAACUGUUUCCAACAAUUUAUGACACGAAAUUUUUAAGCUUUGAACUGAGGGAGCUUCUUCAUCCAGAAGAAAAGUGGAAGAUUAAUUCACUGGAAGGCCUGUUUGAUCAUUUCACACCUCAAGGAAAAAAAAACUUGAUAUUGGGUUCACCCUCUAUUCAACUCCUUAAUGAAAUUGAGUCAAAUAACUCGGAUGUUAUUGCAAGUUCUAUAAGAUAUCACACUGCAGGCUGGGAUGCUUAUGUUACGGGUUACAUAUUUAUAAAAAUGGCAUAUGUAAUAGCCAUAAAGCGUUCUAAUUGCAACUUCUUAUUGAAGUACUAUACGCACACAGAAUUAAUGAAUGAUAUUAAAAGUUUUGCAAAUUGCAUAAAUAUCGUUCGUGGCAACACCUCACAUUUGAGACUUGACAGACCCGAGCCUGUAUCGACUCGACCAGAGUGGCUUUAUGUGAAAGCGUUGACUUCGGAAGUGAUAACCGAAACGCAGAUAUAUGAACAAAUGUCGAAAUUCGGCGCCAUUGACGUGAAGAGACUCGCAUCGAAGCGCAUGUUAGUCGCGGUAGGAAAUUACGGAAGUGCCCGGGACAUAUUGCAUUGCUUCAAACAAAAUAAGGGACUGUACGUAGCCCCUUACAGUGCGAUACGUCACUCACCUUCCGUUCAACUUGCUCUAUGGAGCGGUGUGAUAGUUUCUGGUGGGAUCUUAGCGUGGAUACUGCAUCAGAAGUUCCAGAAGACUUCUUAGAAAAUGUAAUUCCUAAGUGUAUGACCUGCGACUGUAUGACUGUAAAUAUCUCUAGAGUAACAUAAGAGAUCCAGACCUGUAUGUGUGAGAGUUGGGAUGAAACACAAAAAACUGUAAAAAAAAGUUUAUAACAAUAGAAACGAUAUGAAAUUCUA